UCUUCAAAGCAGUAAAUCACUGCCAGGGUCAAUCGGCUCCACUGUGGCCUCUUCCUAUCAAGCUUUACCACCAAUGCCCAAGUCAAACCACGAAGAUGGAGAACAGCAGUCUCUUGAUGACUUUAUCUCAUAUCCAAAGAAAUUACGGCAUCGAUUAUCCACAAAGGUUGCCAGUGAUAGUGCUACUGAUAUUAUUAUACAAGCACAGUCUGAUAGAGAUGCAGCACGGUUGAGAUCCCUGCAAGGACGAGGGGCUGGUGCAUGGCUGGAUGUCAUCCCCACUUCUGCUAAGCAUGCUUUAAAAACAAACGAAUUUUCUUUAGUGUCUCACCUGAGGUUGGGAGUGGCUCUACCUUUCACCAAUUGGAUUAAAAAGUGUGAUUGUGGUCAUGAUUUGGAUGAAUACGGAUACCAUCUUUUAACCUGUAAAUAUGGGGGUGGACCUGUGCGGUCUCACAAUUCAGUCUUAAAUGGGUGGAGUGAGUGCCUGUCUGACCUUCACCUUCCCCAUCAAACAGAACCAAGACAUCAAUACAUCAAUACUGAAGACCGUCCAGACAUUACAAUGUUUGAUCCAAAUACUGGACAGAAUUUGGAUCUUGAUGUGUCCCUGGCUCAUCCGUGAAGUCAGGACAUUAUUAGGAGGGCUAGCAAGGAAAAUGGUCAUGCUGCCUUGACAAGAGAAGAAAAGAAAAUGAAAAAAUAUUCAGAAGAGCUUGUCCCAGGAGGAUAUGUAUCAAAAUGUGUUCCUCUUGUGAUAGAACAUUUUAGGAGGUGGGGCACAAAG
Molecule: messenger RNA, 787 nt
Organism: Corticium candelabrum
Lineage: Eukaryota; Metazoa; Porifera; Homoscleromorpha; Homosclerophorida; Plakinidae
Exons: 1
Coding region: 74-625 (183 amino acids)
Source: RefSeq, a predicted model, not a curated record